Molecule: messenger RNA, 558 nt
Organism: Wickerhamiella sorbophila
Lineage: Eukaryota; Fungi; Ascomycota; Dipodascomycetes; Dipodascales; Trichomonascaceae
Exons: 1
Coding region: 1-558 (185 amino acids)
Source: RefSeq, a predicted model, not a curated record
AUGGCCAACUUGGACGACUGUCUUACCUAUUCCAAUUGGGUGCCUCUGUCCUGCUCGGCAGUAGAAUUGCUGCAGCCUCGACGUCACUCAUUGGAGCAGGGACCGUCGACUGUCCUUUUCUGGGCAAACCACCCUAUCCGGUACGUCUACCUCGCGGGAAGUGUCUGCAAUCUGAAAUUCUACUCGACGAAACAAGACAAGCGCAGAGUGGAGUUCGAGCUCGAUGAUGGCACGGGUCCGGCCGCUCCCGUAUUAAUUUUUCAGGCAGAUGAAAUACCCUGUGACGAGUCACAGUUUGUUGAAGUUUACGGGUCGCUCAGCGUCUAUCAUAAGCGGACCGGGGUCAUAGCAAUUGACGUGAGAGUGUGUCCGCCGAAUUUGACACGGGAAAUAGACCUCAAGUUCGAAGCCCUACGAGUGCAAACCGAGCUCUUGGCUAGAUCUGACCCCUUGCCUGCUUUGGAGCCGGCCGGAGCGAGUCGCGGAUUCGUUUCUUUAAGCAGGCUUCCAAGUGAGAUGUCGGCUCAUCCCAAAUUUCGCCUAAUUGAUUCUAUUUAA